GUUAUUAGUGUUAUUACUAAUAGCAAGCUUGAAUGAAACCACUCCACGCGUUAUAUCACGAUAAUCUAGGCAAGCAAGAGUAAGUGAAAGUAGUUCACAGUUUUGGCCCAACCUACAUUUCCUGGUCCUAAGUGUUGAUUUUACCAGUACUGAAUCAACAUUCGCAAAGUGCAAUUCUUUCUUGAGUAGGCACUUGGAGAUGGAAAAAUCAUUGAUUUGGUUCUUGUUAGUGUUGGCUGGGGCUGUGCUUAACGUAGUAGGUUUUCCUGACGGGGCUCCUGUAGACGCCUGUGUUAAACCUAGACCCAAUCAACCAUACCAUGGGCAAGCUAGACCGCAGCCACCGUCCACUAAUCCGUAUCAAGUAUUACAGAGUAGUGCCCACUAUGGACCGGGAACCCAAAUCACAGUAACUAUCCAAGGAGCGGAAUACUUCAAAGGAUUUUUCAUUCAAGCUAGAGAUGCCGCCUCUGACGGGUGGUUAGGCAAAUGGGAAGAAACCCCCAACACGAAAAUUCAUCCAGAAUGUAGCGCCAUCACACAUGCUGAUCCCAAACCUAAACAGCAAGCAGUUUUCGUCUGGCAAGCGCCUCACAAUGCUCAGCCCGGACAAGUUUAUUUCACGGGUACUGUUCUCAAGGAAUAUACCACUUUUUGGUCGAAUAUAGUUUCCCAAGUUGCCCAGUAAAAAAAUAUUUGGUUUAUUUAUUACAUAUUUAUUUACCACUCAAAUAUUUCCUUUCAGUACUUACGAUUUAUAUGAUUUUUGUAAAAUCUGUACUGUAGUAAAGAAGAGGCUUUCGUAUUAACAUGUACCUAAUU
Molecule: messenger RNA, 822 nt
Organism: Zophobas morio
Lineage: Eukaryota; Metazoa; Arthropoda; Insecta; Coleoptera; Tenebrionidae
Product: putative defense protein 3
Exons: 3
Coding region: 200-688 (162 amino acids)
Cellular component (GO): membrane
Source: RefSeq, a predicted model, not a curated record